Messenger RNA from Triticum turgidum subsp. durum (durum wheat), 240 nucleotides. The record is from the annotation of a GenBank genome assembly. NCBI's taxonomy places the organism in Eukaryota, Viridiplantae, Streptophyta, Magnoliopsida, Poales, Poaceae.
AUGGAGCGGGCGAACACGGAGCUGUACCUGGAGAACCUGUGCAUCAUGCAGGCGAACGAGCGGCUCCGGAGGAAGGCACAGCUGCUGGCCCAGGAGAACGAGCAGCUCCUCGCCGAUCUCAAGCGCAAGCAGCAGCACAUGGCGGCCUCCUCCAGGGCGGCGCCCCAGAUGGCGAAGGGCGGCGAGCCGUCUGGCCAUAACGCGGCCAGCCUCAAGUCCGGCAAGCAGCAGCCCCAGUGA